AUGGUUUACAAUAUUAGCAUUCGUUGCAAAACAAUUCAAUCAAAAAGUAGCGAAUACUGGAGUGACUUCGCGACGAUUAUACUCCAGACAAAGCCCGACGUGCCAUAUUUGGCGCCGGAAUUGAUUCGAGAGUCCUUUCAAACCGACAAAAACGCGGAAGGAAUGAGAAGUAUUACUCUAUUCUGGAAACACAUUCCCGUAGAGAAUUGGAAUGGAGACGACUUCCACUAUACCAUUGAGUUCAAGGAACAAAUGUAUCGCAAAUCGAGAGCUAGUAAUCUAUUGGACAAAGGAUUCAAUGACAUGAUAACGAGUCAUAACACGAGUUUCACUUUCAAUCAUAUGAAGUCCAACAUCGCCUAUACUUUUAAGAUAACAGCCGUUAACUCGCAGGGAGUUUCCCGAAAUCAUUCAUACAUUAGUGUUGACCGAAACGAUAUCAUUGCUCACAAACCGUUAAAUAUUGACGUCUAUUCUUUCGGCGGCGGACGAUAUGAAGUCCAGUGGACAGAGCCUCGCAAUAACACAAUGAGCGGUCCGAUUGUCAACUACACUGUGUUCUGGUGUCGCACUCUAAGGCCGCGACCUAAAGGGACGCUGCCUCGACUCGACAAACUGAGUGACGUUCACCUGAAAGUAGUGAACUCGACGAGUAUAGCGGUGUCGUGGAAGUUGGGCUGUCCCGCACAGAAGCGCGUUGUGGAGGGCUAUAAGAUUAAGUUCUGUAAACUCGAAAUUCUGGACAUUUGCACGAAGAGUGGCAGUCGAGACAUUGUUGUCGACAAUUCGGUCGAGAACUACAUUCUCACCGAUUUAUUGCCGUUCACUAAAUACAAGAUAACUGUCGUCUCGUUCUCCGACUCCGGACCGAGCGAUGAAAGCGAUCCCAAAUACGAGACGACAGAACACGACUCGCCAGAGGACGCGCCGUCGAGUCUGGCGGUGAGUGAUGUGACCAACAAUUCGUUGUCUCUUUCGUGGAAACCACCGAAACUGCCGAACGGAAAGAUAUUCUAUUACGAGGUUAUGUUGAAUAACAAUAGUUAUAAACUGAAUGCCGAUAUUUGCACUCUCGAUGGUUGUGUCAAAACGGUUAGCGGUCUCUCCAGUUACACGAGGCAUGACAUACGUGUGCGCGCCUGUAAUGGCGAGGCGUUGUGUUCACCCAUGACUCCAAACAUUGCCAUUCGGACGAUGCCGUGGAAGCCACAGAAGAUGGAUCCGCCCAGAAGUGAAGUCCAUAACUCGACUUCGGUUCGCAUUUCGUGGUCACCGCCGAAUGCGGCCAACGGUCCCAUUGAUAUC
This is a messenger RNA of Medioppia subpectinata, 1305 nucleotides long. NCBI's taxonomy places the organism in Eukaryota, Metazoa, Arthropoda, Arachnida, Sarcoptiformes, Oppiidae. The record is from the annotation of a GenBank genome assembly.